Molecule: messenger RNA, 741 nt
Organism: Helobdella robusta
Lineage: Eukaryota; Metazoa; Annelida; Clitellata; Rhynchobdellida; Glossiphoniidae
Exons: 5
Coding region: 1-741 (246 amino acids)
Biological process (GO): sulfation
Cellular component (GO): cytoplasm
Molecular function (GO): sulfotransferase activity
Source: RefSeq, a predicted model, not a curated record
AUGUUUGCAAACUUGGAGUUGUUGGAUGCCAUUGGACGCUUUCAGAUGAAAAACGACGACAUUUUAGUCGUCAGUUUUCCCAAAUCAGGUACAACAUGGGUGCAGGAAAUAGUGACCCAAAUAUUAGCCCUCCAAUCAACCAUCUCAACAGAUCGACACUCAAAUAUCGAGGAUAGAUUUCCAUACAUUGAAUAUCCUUACCCUGGUUUGAAGUCAUUAAAAGAUCGACCUUCACCAAGGUUACUCAAAAGUCAUCUGCCCUACUGGUUCAUGCCUCAAUCAGUUUCCAACAACGUUGGGAAGGUGAUCUACAUAGCCAGGCAGCCUAAGGAUGUUUGUGUCUCCUACUACAACUUUCUGAAGAUGAUAUCAUUCCUCAACUACAGCGGCUCUUUUCAGAAUUUUUUUCAAAAUUUUCUUGAGGGAACAGUUGCAUAUGGGCCCUGGAUUGAUCAUGUGACAUCAUUUUGGGAGCAUAGAAAUGAUCCCAACAUACUUUUCAUCACAUAUGAAGAUCUGCACUCGAAUUCACCGAAAGUUAUAAAGAGAAUUGCCGAUUUCUUAGGAACAGUGCUGACAGAUCAACAAAUCAAUGAGAUAGCUAAGGAGACAAAAUUCGAAAAGAUGAAAGACAAUCCAUCCGUCAAUUAUUCCUGGUGGGAUGAUUUGGGAAUAAGGAACAAGAAGGAAGCGAAUUUUAUGAGAAAAGGUUUAGUUAGGAAUUUUUUCUUCAUUUUUUAA